Saccostrea cuccullata (small rock oyster) is the source of this 664-nucleotide messenger RNA. RefSeq lists its product as uncharacterized. Gene Ontology annotation, molecular function: protein binding. The record is from RefSeq and is a predicted model, not a curated record. NCBI's taxonomy places the organism in Eukaryota, Metazoa, Mollusca, Bivalvia, Ostreida, Ostreidae. Bases 67 to 615 code for a protein of 182 amino acids. The transcript is spliced from 3 exons.
UAUAUCUAAAAGAGGAGAGUUUUAGCAUACAAACCACUUCUUCUGGAUCAGGAGAAAAAAAUCAAAAUGAUCAUAGAAGUCUUAAUGUUGACGCUUUAUUGUUUGGCAUCGUUGGUGGAGGGAAAAACAAGACUGUCACCGCGUCCAAGUCUGGAAGAUUUCCGGAAGGACUAUGUAAGUGUUGCCCAAACCUGUCAUGAGGUCGGGUUUAUCAAGGGAAAAUACAACAAGGGUGAUCCUGUCGCUUUUCAUGUGAAACUAACGAAGCAUUUUAAGAACUUGGUAAAAGGAUCCAAACUAAUAUAUGAAUCGAUUGAAACCAAUGUUGGCGAGGGAUACAAUUCCAAAACAGGAAUUUUUACGGCUCCUCGAUCCGGAAAGUACGUGUUCGACUGGGCCGUGAUGUCAUUUCCAAAUAAAGUGUCCGAAACCACUUUGAUGGUAAACGGUGUCGCAAAAGACCUGAAUUACUGCAAAAAUGUAAAAACAUGGCCCCACUGCAGCAAAAUGACGAUAGUGAACAUGAAUGCUGGAGAUCUUGUCUGGAUUGCAGUUUCCUCAGACAAAGCUAAUGUGCACAGCGGAUACACAACAUUCUCUGGAUUUAGAUUAUAAAAAUGUUUCUUUUUUUAUAAUCUUAUUUGAUUCAUAUUAAAAAUAUAAU